GUUCGAAGCAAUUGGAAACAGUUCAGCUUCUUCAGUUAUUUCUUUGUUUCGGACGAGUUAAGUGCAUUUAGAUAGAGUAUUACUGCAAGCUCGUCGCGCUGUCCCUUUCUGAAAAACUGUCUUGUAUGUGAGAUACGUGUGAGUGUUUCUGUUCACCUUUUUCGCAAAACCUGCCUCUGGUCAAGCAAACAGUGAUAGUACUACCGGCUAACCGGAAGCAGCGUGUCCGAUCAUUGUCGUAGUGCAAUUGCGGAAAAUUAAGUGCCAAUCGUGAUUCUUGGAUUAACGUGAAUCCCCUUUCUCAGCUAACAGGAAGCAAGCAAUCGAAAGAACCAACAAAAUGUCCGAAGCUGUAGAAGUCGAGCAAAUCAUCGAAAGCAAGCCACGAAAGAUGGCCCUCCCUACCUCUCUGGACAAGGACGCAAUCCGGGAAGCUUACGAGGAAGUUCGAUCGAAUCUGACUGACAGUGAGUGGGCGGUGUUCAAAUUUGAUGGCCUGAAAAUAAUCUGCUCCCAAAAAGGCAUCGGAUUUGAUGAAUUCUGCGCUGAAUUCAACGACGACGAAAGGGCCUUCGGAUAUAUCCGGAUACAGAUGGGCGAUGAGAUGUCCAAGCGAAGCAAAUUCAUGUUCCUUACCUGGAUCGGCCCGGAAGUGGGAGUGAUGCAACGGGCUAAGAUGUCUACCGAUAAGUCAAUUAUUAAAGAUGUGAUCAAUAACUUUGCCGUCGAGCUACAGGUAGAAUCAAGAAACGACCUGGACCUGGAAAUGUUUAAGGAACACCUAAACAAAGCCGGUGGAGCAAAUUACGGCACUGGAGUGCGUGAACUGUAAACAAAACGUACCAUGCAUGCACACAAAACAUUCUGACAUCACAAUCACGCUCCCAGGAUACAUUAGCAUCGCCUAAUAUAAGGAUAAGUGCGUUUAGGUCUUCCCCACUGUUUCCCUCAGUGUAAUCGAUAGAACGAACGAAGUCAGGAAGAGCAACGAGAAUAAUAUGGUAUCAAUUCCAAAAUGUCUCCUAUUUAAGUGUAUAACUUUCUAACCGAACAAAAUUGUGAUUUGGGAAGACUCCUUCUAAAUUGAAAUUUUUGAGCGUUUUUAUAUUUAUAAGCAAGUAAUAAAAACCAUCCGAAAUGAUUGAUUGAAAUUAAAAAAAAAACAUCCAUAAUCUAACGCGUGAAAUCAAACGAAUAUUGGAACUUAUCUGCAAUAUUAUCAUAUUAAUUCGAAUAGUUGUUAAGUUUACACAAGAAGAAAACCUUAAUUAAUACGAUGAUAGUUAACAUAAACUGGAAUCGAGAAUUUAAAAUAUGGAAACACAGCGUCAAUGAGAAAAGUUGGUCCUGAAGUCAGAUUUCUUUUUGAGCUAUUUUUACCAAUUGUAUAAACUAAUUAAAGAAUAAAACCCGUUCUGUAGAAGACAUGUGUAAACUGCCGUAGUAUUGACGGAGAAAAUAUACUAGAAAAGAUAUAAA
Malaya genurostris is the source of this 1479-nucleotide messenger RNA. RefSeq names its product coactosin-like protein. The record is from RefSeq and is a predicted model, not a curated record. Gene Ontology annotation, cellular component: plasma membrane; site of polarized growth; cortical actin cytoskeleton. NCBI's taxonomy places the organism in Eukaryota, Metazoa, Arthropoda, Insecta, Diptera, Culicidae. The coding region runs from base 341 to 832 and encodes 163 amino acids. The transcript is spliced from 4 exons. Gene Ontology annotation, biological process: regulation of actin filament polymerization. Gene Ontology annotation, molecular function: actin filament binding.